UGAUAGAUAGGAAAAGCUGUCAAGUCACCCAAGCAGCAUAUUUUCAUUUAUAAUAGAAGUCGACUGAAUUCUGAACUGAAAGAUGGCUCAUCCAAACGGGGUAUUGACAUUCACGACGUCUAUCUCGGGUGUGCAAGUGCCGCAGGCCACAGCCACAGCCACAACGCCAACGGAUCUUCAAGGUGGGGGAGGAGGUGGGACGACGGGCGGCGGUCAGAACUCAAAUUAUGAUCAGCACAGAAGUUACUUUGAGAUGAAAACGGCAGAAUUAAAAUGUAAAGAGCAAGAGCUGGCCGUAGAGGCCAGGAGGCUUGAGAUUUUGAACAUAAAGCAAGCUAAUCAAAAUAUGCGUGAGGCCGCAGAGGCCAAGAGGCUUGAGAUUUUGAACAUAAAGCAAGCUAAUCAAAAUAUGCGUGAGGCCGCAGAGGCCAAGAGGCUUGAGAUGUUGAACAUAAAGCUAGCUAAUCAAAAUAUGCGUCAGGAGCAUAUACUCAGAAUGAGGGAGCAACGAUUAAAGAUACGCAUACUAGAGGAGCAGGAGGAAAAUUUGCAAGGACAACCCAGCACAUAAAAUGUAAUUUAGCAUAUUCAUAUUUUAUUUCGAGCUAAAUACAGAUUACAGAUUAAAAUACCAAACCAAAAG
Drosophila nasuta is the source of this 643-nucleotide messenger RNA. Its product is annotated as regulatory protein zeste-like. Bases 83 to 571 code for a protein of 162 amino acids. The transcript is spliced from 2 exons. The record is from RefSeq and is a predicted model, not a curated record. NCBI's taxonomy places the organism in Eukaryota, Metazoa, Arthropoda, Insecta, Diptera, Drosophilidae.